AUGCAGUACUCUACUCUUGUCUGUGCCUUUCUUGCUUCCGCCGUUGGGGCGAUGCCUUUGGAAGAAAACCCAUUUCCUGGUGCGACAGAGUGGACUCCCAACCACCAAGUGCAGCCAGGCGAUGUUAUUGUCCCUGUGAAGGAUACUGCCUAUGUGGUCAAAGAAGACGUGUAUCUUGCCAAACUCAAAUCUAAGGGUAUCAAGAUUGGUGCUCCCAAGUUUGACGACACUGCCGUUCAUCCCAGGUUUACGAACAACACUGUCCAGAACGAGAAGAGAGAUGACUGCAGUGGCACAUUCUACAUUACCACCGACAAGACUGAGACCUUUGUCGAUUGGGACGUACAGAUGUCUCCAGUGGUUUGCGCCAACGGCGACAUGGAUAUUAGCGUCUCCUCUGGCUUCAAUGUUGCCAACACAGUUGGAGGUAGCGCAGGAGCUGAUCUCACGUUCGUCAAGGAUCGUCUUGGUGCCAGCCUAGGCAUUGACUACAGCAAGACUUGGACGACUUUGACAUCAGUUGUCACCAAGGGCACCAUUAAAGAUGGUAACUGCGGCGUCAUGAUCACCAAGCCUCUCACCACCCGUCGUUCUGGCCGCCAGUUCAAGGGCUGUAUUGGAUCCUCCGAGGAGGUUGGUACUUGGUAUGCUGACAGUCAUGAGGAGGGAAGUUAUAACGGUAUUAAGUGGAUUGAAGGAGCUAUCUCGGUGUGCUCCAAGCCAGGAAGCAACCCUCCCUUGUCUCUCUGCAACGGGCAAGGAAACUUCCGAUGA
Messenger RNA from Fusarium venenatum, 774 nucleotides. RefSeq lists its product as uncharacterized. Lineage: Eukaryota; Fungi; Ascomycota; Sordariomycetes; Hypocreales; Nectriaceae. The record is from RefSeq and is a predicted model, not a curated record.